GGGGUCGCUGCGGAGCGCGGGGGCGGCCGGAGGGCGCUGGGGCUGUCCCGGCCUGCCCCACCGCCCAGCCCCGCCGUGAUGCUGCUCGCCGGCUCGCCGUGCAGCCCCGCGGGGCUGGAGGAGCACCGGGGCUGCUGGGCCCGGCGGGGCGGCCAGGAAAGAGGAAUCGAGGCUGCCCGGGAGCUGGCGAGGGGCCCCAGCACCUUCAUUCCCUUGGGAGAGAUCCCGCAGGAAGGCGGGGAGAGCAGCCUGCACCAGCUCCUCGAGGCCUUCGUCCCAGCAGGCAGGGUGGACCAUGUCGCCAUGGUCAUGGGGCUGCACCCCCAGUACCUCCGCAGCUUCUGGAAGACCCAGUGCCUGCUGCUGCGCAUGGACGGGCCCCUGCCCUACCACAAGCGCCACUACAUCGCCAUCAUGGCAGCAGCCCGGCACCGGUGCUCCUACCUGGUGGGGUUGCACAUGGGGGAGUUCCUGCAGGUGGGGGGCAACCCUGCAUGGCUGCAGGGGCUGCACUGUGCCCCCCAAAAACUCCGGAACCUCAAUGAGAUCAACAAGCUGCUGGCACACCGGCCCUGGCUCGUCACCAAGGAGCACAUCGAGCCCUGCUGUGUGUCACAGGCUCUGCUGAGGCCGGGGCAGGACAGCUGGUCGCUGGCAGAGCUGGUGCAGGCGCUGGUGCUCCUCACCCACUACCACUCGCUGGCAUCCUUUGUCUUCGGCUGCGGCAUCAAACCCAAGGAGGAGCAGGACGUGGGGAGCAGCUGCUGGGCGCCCUCACCCCACAGCAACAGCAGCCCUGCCUCUGGGGACAGCAUGGGGGGCUCUGGGGGCGCAGAUGCCAUGCAGGAGGUGGAGGUGCUGAUGGAGAGGAUGAAGCUGCUGCAGGAAAACCAGCUGGAGGAGGAAGGAGUCACACAGGAGGAGAUGGAGACGCGCUUCGAGCUUGAGAAGACAGAGAGUUUGCUGGUCCCUUCCUCAGAUAUUUUGGAUCCCUCCCUGCAGUCCAACAUCCGCUGCUUCCUGGAGGACCCUGAAUUUGGAUACAAGGACUUCACACGGAGGGGGGAGCAGGCCCCCCCCACUUUCCGUGCACAGGAUUACACCUGGGAGGACCAUGGCUACUCGCUGAUCAACCGCCUGUACCCAGACGUGGGGCAGCUCCUGGAUGAGAAGUUCCAGGUGGUUUACAACCUGACCUACAACACCAUUGCCAUGCACUGCGGCGUGGACACCUCCGUGCUGCGCCGAGCCAUCUGGAACUACGUCCACUGCGUCUUCGGCAUCCGCUAUGAUGACUACGACUACGGGGAGGUGAACCAGCUCCUGGAGCGCAACUUAAAGGUCUACAUCAAGACAGUGGCCUGCUACCCAGAGAGGACAACCAAGCAGAUCUAUGCACAGUUCUGGAGGCACUUCAAGCACUCGGAGAAGGUGCACAUCAACCUGCUCCUGCUGGAGGCACGCAUGCAGGCGGCUCUGCUCUAUGCCCUCAGGGCUGUCACCCGCUACAUGACCUGACCUGAGCUGCUCUGCUCUGCUCUGCUCCUGCUCCUGCUCCUGCCCUGGCUGUGCAGGAAAGACCAGGGGCAGCUGGAACCCUGGAAAUUCAGCUGGAGUAUUGUCUCCCUGCUUCACGGGCUUAGAGCUGUGGAACUAAGGUGGGAGCUUCCCUGCGCUUCCUCCCAGGAGAGGCCAGCCCCCAGGAAGCUGCUGGUGCUGGGAAGACCCCCGAGCUGCCCUGGGCUUGACAGAGCUGCAAGGGCUCUGCUGCUCCAUGCCUUUUUGGGGUUGGCCUGAGUGAAGCCAGACUGGGAUGUCUGUGGCUGCAGUGCUGGUGUCACACACCCCUGUGAUGUGUCCUGGCACCAAGGCUGCCACUGAAGAAGACUGUCCCCCUACCAGAGAUGGCCAGAGGAUAUCGUGGGCUUCAUCCCUGCUUUCUGGGUCCUGCUGUGCUGGGAGACAUAGCUGCUGGUGGGGGUGCUGCCCAGGCACCCCCUCCCCACCUUUCUGCCUCAUGCCCUGCAGUUUGGGGUGUGAAGUGCCUUUAACCUAAGUGCCAGGGCAGGAGCAGGGAAAGGAUAGGAAUACCUGAGUGUGUUUUACACCUUUUUGCAUUGUUGUCCAACCACUGGCACAUCUCCACUGCCUCAGCUUCAGGGGCUAAGGUGGGGAGCCGUGCUGGGGCAUGAGGCUCCCUCAGCCCCUCUCCUGCUGUGAGGGUGGCAGGGUGGGAUGGGCUGGCCAUGGCUUCAUCCAGAUAUGCCAGAGCAUUCCCAGCAGCACAUGAAGCUGCCUCCUGGGGAGCAGGAUCCAGGGCCAGCAGCAUCGCCACCCUUGGUUUGGCUUUUGAAUGAUAGCUCCAGUUAAGUUAUUUCUUUUUUUUUUUUUUUUUGAUGUAUUAACUCCUGACUAGGCAUGAGAAUGCCUCUGUAACUUUGCUAUUUAAUCUUGUUUGAAAAAAAAUAAAAUUAUUAUUUUUUAA
Molecule: messenger RNA, 2485 nt
Organism: Haemorhous mexicanus (house finch)
Lineage: Eukaryota; Metazoa; Chordata; Aves; Passeriformes; Fringillidae
Gene: SESN2
Product: sestrin 2
Exons: 10
Coding region: 79-1518 (479 amino acids)
Biological process (GO): cellular response to leucine starvation; regulation of response to reactive oxygen species; negative regulation of TORC1 signaling
Cellular component (GO): nucleus
Molecular function (GO): L-leucine binding; oxidoreductase activity, acting on peroxide as acceptor
Source: RefSeq, a predicted model, not a curated record